AUAUACACAGUAACAAUAGAAAUACACAUUAUUGCAUCUUUCAAAUGAUUAAACAUGAGCAUACUGGAACAAAAGGGUACUUGGACCGAGGAUUCUUCUACAAAGUGCCAGAAAAAUGGAACAGGCGUGAGCGAAUCUGCCGUGGCGGAUCUGCCGGCUAUAAAAACAAGAAAGUCCUGGCAAAGACUAUGAAGAAAAACAGAGAAAGAGUGUGCCACAAAGAAAGGGAAUUCGUGUAUAAAUUCAAAGUAGGACGAGAAUGCUUGGAACUGAAGGUGCCCCUCCAAUUUCCAGUUCAAGAGAACGUCAGUCAUCUGCAUGGGCGUCUGAUGCCGUUGCACAAUUUGCCGUGCUUUGUAGAAAAUGACCUAAAAGAAGCUCUGAGCCAGUUUAUAGAGGAAGAAUCCCUGAGAGAUUAUGACAAAGAGGCUGAAGCCUCCCUGGAAGCUGUGAAGUCAGGGGAAGUGGACUUGCACCAGCUGGCAAGUAUGUGGGCCAAAGCUUACGCUGAGACCACUUUAGAGCAUGCGAGGCCAGAAGAGCCCAGCUGGGAUGAAGACUUUGCAGACGUGUACCAUGACCUCAUUCAUUCUCCUGCCUCUGAAACACUUCUAAAUCUGGAACACAAUUAUUUUGUUAGCAUCUCAGAACUAAUUGGUGAAAGAGAUGUGGAACUAAAAAAAUUAAGAGAAAGACAAGGUAUUGAAAUGGAAAAGGUGAUGCAAGAACUGGGAAAAUCACUCACAGAUCAAGAUGUGAAUUCGCUGGCUGCUCAGCAUUUUGAAUCCCAGCAAGACUUAGAGAAUAAAUGGUCAAAUGAGUUAAAACAGUCAACUGCCAUCCAAAAACAAGAGUAUCAGGAAUGGGUGAUAAAACUUCACCAAGACCUAAAAAACCCCAACAACAGCUCCCUCAGUGAAGAAAUUAAAGUUCAACCAAGUCAGUUCAGAGAAUCAGCAGAAACAAUUGGAAGGAUUUAUGAGGAACAAAGAAAACUAGAAGAAAGUUUCACCAUUCAUUUAGGAGCCCAGCUGAAGACCAUGCAUAAUUUGAGAUUGCUCAGAGCAGAUAUGCUGGACUUCUGUAAACAUAAAAGAAAUCAUCGAAGUGGUGUGAAACUCCAUCGGCUUCAGACAGCACUAUCACUUUAUUCCACAUCUCUUUGUGGCCUGGUUUUACUAGUAGAUAAUCGAAUUAAUUCUUAUAGUGGUAUUAAAAGAGAUUUUGCCACAGUUUGCCAAGAGUGUACUGACUUCCAUUUCCCCCGGAUUGAAGAGCAACUGGAAGUUGUCCAACAGGUGGUCCUCUAUGCCAGAACCCAGCGCAGGAGUAAGCUGAAGGAAUCACAUGAUUCUGGGAACCAAAAUGGAGGAUGUGACGAUAAAACUAAGAAUGCUGAGAGAAACUACUUAAAUAUUUUACCUGGAGAAUUUUACAUUACACGGCAUUCUAAUCUCUCAGAAAUCCAUGUUGCUUUUCAUCUUUGUGUGGAUGACAAUGUAAAAUCAGGAAAUAUCACGGCUCGGGAUCCAGCCAUUAUGGGACUGCGAAAUAUACUCAAAGUUUGCUGUACCCAUGACAUCACAACUAUAAGCAUUCCUCUCUUGUUGGUGCAUGAUAUGUCUGAGGAAAUGACUAUCCCCUGGUGCUUGAGGAGAGCCGAACUUGUGUUUAAGUGUGUCAAAGGGUUCAUGAUGGAAAUGGCUUCAUGGGAUGGUGGAAUUUCCAGAACCGUGCAGUUUCUGGUUCCACAGAGUAUUUCUGAAGAAAUGUUUUACCAGCUCAGUAACAUGCUGCCCCAGAUCUUCCGAGUUUCAUCCACGCUGACGCUGACAUCUAAGCACUAGACCCUAAUAGAUGGACGUGCUGGCAGAGGAGGACUGCAAAACUCUCCAGGAACUUGAGCUAUGCUGCGAUUCUGUCAAUAGAAAGAUGCCCAGAAAGAGAAGCUGCAGCCCGAGCCACAAAUCAAACCACCACACCACGUCUGUUCCACAUUCCAAAGCCUUCCAUCCCGCACGGAGCCAGUGGUCGGCCCCCGCCUUCCACAUGUAGGCUCUUUCUGAAAGAAUCUCUCUCUGUUCUACUGGUACCUCCCAUCUUGGAAUAUGGGUGUGUGAAAGCUUACAUAGUAUUACCCAUGUACAGUUACCCUAGGAGACUGUUUACUGCAUUUUUCGGGAAGACAUUUGAUUUGUAACAGGCUUGAGUUAUAUCAGGUGUAAGCCUUUAAAUUAAACAUAUAAGUAAAAUCUUCCUUGUCUGUGUGCCAAAUCAAAAUUAAAAAUCACUGUAAUAUACAUUGCAAAUAUGGAUUUCUUGUGCAAAUUGUAGAAACAAAUAUAUGAGACAAUUGUGCUUAUUGUUUUAAAUUCUCCUGCUUCAAACCCGUGCUUUUAAUCUACUCUUUCUAAGGUUGUUCGAGUUAGAAACGGCUUUGGAUUCUUUACCUCUGUCUCAGCUUCCCUCUGUGACCUUGCCUUGUCUAUUAAUAGCAUUUCAUGGGCUGGGAAAAUAGUGUGUUCUUUUUUGCAAGCCUGAUGUAAAGUUAUUCUAAACCAGCACCUGGCAGCAUUUUCGUCUUAUUAACAUGACAAUUGGACAAUGAGGAUCAUUUUUCUUUCUCUGUCUUUGGCCCUACAUUUCAGGCCCCUUAACCUUUCCUCUACUCCUUGCUUUCAGUUGCUGAUAACUAUGUCCCCACUUCGUCUUUACUGUGUAGCUUUCUUUUCCAUUGUCUUUCCUUGCAGUGCCACUUUCCCGGACACUACAUAUCACUCAUUAUCCCAUCUUUAAUAGAUUUCUGUGACUUGUGAUGACAUUAAACAAAGGCAU
Messenger RNA from Lepus europaeus (European hare), 2835 nucleotides. RefSeq names its product FERRY endosomal RAB5 effector complex subunit 3 (gene FERRY3). Lineage: Eukaryota; Metazoa; Chordata; Mammalia; Lagomorpha; Leporidae. The transcript is spliced from 14 exons. The record is from RefSeq and is a predicted model, not a curated record. Gene Ontology annotation, cellular component: cytoplasm. Gene Ontology annotation, biological process: regulation of mast cell degranulation. The coding region runs from base 45 to 1847 and encodes 600 amino acids.